Molecule: messenger RNA, 1271 nt
Organism: Ixodes scapularis (black-legged tick)
Lineage: Eukaryota; Metazoa; Arthropoda; Arachnida; Ixodida; Ixodidae
Exons: 13
Coding region: 54-1262 (402 amino acids)
Source: RefSeq, a predicted model, not a curated record
AGUCGAGGAGGGAGGCGGCGUCAGACAACUUCCUGUUUCGUGCAGUGCCUAAAAUGGCUUCCAAGGGACGUUCGAGGGCUUCCAGGAAAAAGAGCGUGACUUUCAAAGUGGAACAAAUAGAAUGGUCAAGCAAAGAGUACUACAUCCACGGGACAAGUACUCCAGACAAGAUCAGGUGUCACGGAUGUGGCUGUGUCUCCAAUACGAUAUAUCCUCUGGAAAAUAAAUGCCAAGGACAUGGACUCUGCAGAGAUUGCAAAGAAACAGAUUUCGUUUGCCACUCUCAUCGCGGCCACGUAACAGCCGAGGCGCUACGGAAUGCAGUUGGGCAAACAAAUAAUGCUGCCAGGAAACUUAGGAUUCUGUGUCUGUUUUGCGGAUCUAACGAAGAUUUCUUGAACUUAAAGGAUCAUAUGUAUAAAGAACACUCUUUGGAGCUUGCGGAUAUGCUCAAGGGUUCCCAGAAGACAGAUUACGAGCAAGAGAAACCUGCUUCCACCCAGGAGAAACAUCGAACGAGUUCCUCAACAUGGAAAGAAGACCAUUUCAGCAAGAACGCGGAUGUCACGGUGGAGUUGGAGGGCGAUGAAGCACCUGUUUGUAAACACUGCAAGGAGGAAUGGGAUGCGCGUGACCUUGGGGAACAUGAGAAGGCUUGUCCUGAAAAAGGAGUUCAAUGCCGUGACUGUGAUGAAUGGAUCAAACAGGAGGAGUUAAGUGACCACAAGAAAGUGGACACAAUUUCGGAGCUUCAACAGAAAAUAAAAGAAAUGGAGCAGUGCAACAUGUCUCAACUAGAGGAAGCGAGGAAUGAAAGAGCGAAGCUGGAAAAAAGAAUACAAGAGCUGGAGAACCGUCAGAACGUGGACACAAUUUCGGAGCUUCAACAGAAAAUAAAAGAUAUGGAGCUGUGCAAUGAAAAAGCGACGAAUGAACAAGCGAAGCUGGUAAGAAGAAUACAAGAGCUGGAGAACCGCCAGACGUCUCAACGUGAGGAAGCGAGCAUUGAAAUAGCAAAGCUGGUAAAACGAAUACAAGAACUGGAGAACUGUCAGCUUGAGGCGGAUCAAUAUCGCAUUGACCUUGAAGACGACGUUAAGGUGCACAGGACUGCGCUGCAGAACCUAGAAGAUAAAGUCGGUCGCAUCUCAAAGGAAGCAGUCACCCGAAGGAGAGUGGAGAUGCUCAACGAACGAGUCGAAACGUACCUUGGUCCUUUAGAACGGCUGCUGAACGGCCUGCGUCAUGCAGACAAAGAAUAAAUGGCACUU